GCACAUCUGUCAGAUUUUUAAGGCCGUGACGCACUGAAAGCUGGGAGUCAAUGCGAGCAAAGGGAGGAGGAGGAGGAGGAGAAAGAGUUGGUGGUGAGAUCGAUGAAGUGGCAGGCAGAGAGGCAAGAGGAGGAGGAGGAGGAAAAUCUCACGAGAUAAUGAAAGAAAAAGAGAAGUGCUGGUAACAGAGCGAAAACACGGAGCGUGGACCUGGAGAUUGUCUUAGGAGUGAAAAAAAUAUAUAUAUAACAAAACAAACGCGAAGGGCUCCAGAAAUCCACCUGAAAUCGCAGAUGCGGCUUUCUUUUUGCCCUCUGUGUUUUUGCGCUGCGCACGGUUUUUUGGUGGAUGUACGAGCUCGGGGCGCAAGCGGAGCGAUUGUGUGAAUCCGUGGGUCUGCUCAGCGACGCGGUCGUGGAAAUGCACAGGGUGGACGGCAGCCGCGGAUGCGCUCGGAGCAGCGGAUAAAAUAAAAGGCACAAAAGCGACCGAGGCUCCAGACUCCAGCUGAGCACCAAAGACACGAACAGAUGCACAAGUGAGAAUAAAACAACCCCAAUGCUGCUGCAAGCUCCUUUCCUGGGACUUUGAGGGAGUUUGAAGACACUAAUUAAUGUUAUCAGAUAAUUAAUUAGAGACCCCCGUAAGCCCGGAAAUCAAUUAAUUCACAAAUCAAUAAAUCCAUAGUCUGGUGUAACAAGAGACCUUCCAGACUGUUGGCCCGGCCGUUCAACAACAACAACAAAGAUAGAGCGACGGCGCGCAGUGGCAAGAAACACACAUUUAUUUAUUGAAAUCGAAGAUGGAUGGGGGUCUAGGGGAGAUGUCCUUGCACAGCCACUCGGAUCUGGCCCACAGCCAGGACGGCAGGGCCAUGCUGCACACGCGGGACCUCUCUGCUGCCUUCCCCAGGCCUUCCCUCGGGAGCUCCUCCAUGGCCCUGGAACCCGAGCCCCGUCCUUCGGGAUACGACCACUCCAUGUCGGCCCUGGGCUACAGCGGCGACUCUCCGUCCAGCUCGGGCAGCACCUACACCACCCUGACCCCCUUGCAGCCGUUUGACGACAAGUUCCACCACCACCAUCACCACCAUCACCCCUGCCUCCCCGUCAGCAACGUCAUCGGCAGCUUCACCCUGAUGCGCGAGGACCGAGGCCUCAGCACCAACUUCUACAACCCCUACGGAAAGGAGCUGGCUAUGACCCAAAGCCUGACGCCCCCCACCACGGGUUCAGGCCUCAGCUCCUCCAUGCAUGGUUACGGCAGCCUGGGCAACAGCCCCAAUGGCAACGGCGGCCAGAUGCUCCACACAGGCUACGACGUCCACGGAGGGAGCCUCUUCUGCCGGGCGUCAGAUUUCGGCAGAGAGAUGUCCCCGCCGGGCCUGGGAGGGGGCGACGUGUCCGUCGGGCACCAGCUGAACAAGAUGGAGUCUCACCAGCACACCCCGAACCACCACCCUCACCUCUACAGCCAGCACUACCAGCCUCACCAUCACCCGAGCCAGCAGUCGGCCAAGAUGGCCGAGCACCUGCACUCCUCGUCGCCCGCCGCGUCCUCGCCCGGCGAGGGCAUGCUGCCGGGCUCGCAGGGCGGAGGGGGCGGGGAGGAGAUCAACACCCGGGACGUGGCCCAGAGGAUCAUCACCGAGCUGAAGCGCUACAGCAUCCCUCAAGCCAUCUUCGCCGAGAGGGUCCUGUGUAGGUCACAGGGCACCCUGUCUGACCUCCUGAGGAACCCCAAGCCCUGGGGCAAGCUCAAGUCUGGCCGCGAGACCUUCAAGAGGAUGUCUCGCUGGCUGCAGGAGCCCGAGUUUCAAAGGAUGGCCUCACUCCGGCUCGAGGCCUGCAAGCGCAAGGAGCAGGAGCAGAGCAAGCUGGAGCGCAACCAGGGCCCCAAGCGCACCCGGCUGGUGUUCACCGACCUGCAGCGGCGCACGCUCAUGGCCAUCUUCAGGGAGAACCACCGCCCGACCAAAGAACUGCAGGUCACCAUCUCCCAGCAGCUGGGCCUGGAGCUCUCCACCGUCAGCAACUUCUUCAUGAACGCCCGCCGACGCAACCUCAACAAGUGGGCCGACGAGGGCCGCCCGUCCUCCACCGGCUCCUCGGGCUCCAGCGUCUCCUCCUCCGCGGUGUCCUGCAGCACCGCGUGAUGACGGGCCGUCCCGGAGGUGCGUUGGGGAGGGCGCCGAGGGAGCAAGGCUAGGGGGCGGGGCGGGGCGGGGGGGGCACAUAGACUGGUCUAGGGGGAGAUCAGGCGUUACAGAUGUCCUCCUCGUUAUCAGAGGGAGAGAUGAUUUUUACGAAGCAUUUUCCCGAAAACCAAAGUCGAUCGCCUCCUUGAAAUGGAAGGAGGCGAUGCCUAGAGUGAUAAAAAUCCCCAGGACGUGAGGUCCUGCUUGUACAGUCAAGGGUGCGAAGAAGAUUAACGCCCUGGCAUAGACGCCAUCCCAUUGCAUUAUUUUGGUUAUGUAGAUUAGAGAUGAUGAGGGUAUCGCAAAUCAGGAGGAAGCAUAUUUUGGUGUACCUUCGACUCUGUUCCCAUCUCUCCAAACGUGAAGAAUCAAGAGGUGCCGCUUACUCACGCCUGGAGAGCUCCAUCCCGUACGUUUCUAAUCAAAAGUGUUCACCGUCAUCCAAAGAUGUUAAUCCCAACCCCCCCACUUCCCCAGUGCCCCCCUUUUUUUUCCUCGAGAAUCAAGGUGAAAGAGGAAGAAAAGGCAGUUUUAUUUAUUUUUUUGUGAUGAAGUCAAUUUCCCCUUUCUUAAGCAUGUGUUUCCAUUGUGAUGGUUCCCAGGACUGUUUUUUUGGUGCUGUUUCAAGUCGGGAGCCUGGAAUAAUCAGGGUGGGGUUCCCGUUGGCAUCCGUAAACCCCAGCCGUCAAUCACAAACGACCGGCGGAGAGCGUCUGCAGCGUUUUUGUCGGAACCGUCUCGCCUUGAAUUAAUCAGAGGUUUCAGGGCGGGA
Messenger RNA from Fundulus heteroclitus (mummichog), 2969 nucleotides. It is a transcript of the gene onecutl, whose product is annotated as one cut domain, family member, like. The transcript has 3 exons. NCBI's taxonomy places the organism in Eukaryota, Metazoa, Chordata, Actinopteri, Cyprinodontiformes, Fundulidae. Gene Ontology annotation, molecular function: DNA-binding transcription factor activity, RNA polymerase II-specific; RNA polymerase II cis-regulatory region sequence-specific DNA binding. The record is from RefSeq and is a predicted model, not a curated record. The coding region runs from base 803 to 2155 and encodes 450 amino acids. Gene Ontology annotation, biological process: regulation of transcription by RNA polymerase II. Gene Ontology annotation, cellular component: nucleus.